GAGACCCCGGAGAAGGAGUAUUGAGGAACCGGGUGGUAUGAGGAGGCCGGACUGGGCAGCAGGGGUCUGCGCGGGGCCGGGCAGGGCCUCUGGCGGCUAGGCCGCGCCUUCACUCGGGCCCCGGGGGCCUGGGCGUGUGAGCGACGCCGGGGCCCGGCUUUCCGGGAAGGCUCGCGGGAGCCCAGACUCGGCGGGCAUACCGUGGGGAGGGCAGGGGCUGCCCUGGCCUCGGAGUUGCAGUCUGGGGUCGCGGUGGGCAGUUCUCGCGAAGAGGCCGCCGACCUGGCUGAGGAGAUUUUCGGGUCCUGCGUGAAGCCAAACCCUUGCACUGGUUCGACGACGCGGAUUUCCAGGCUCCGUCCUAGGCGCUGCGGUUCCGGCCUGUCCCGCGUGCGCCCUGCUCUAGCCUGCGGGGGUGAAAGCCAGACCGCACCUGGGUCAGGAUCUACCAAAUCUGCUGAUUAACUAUGGAAGAUUAUACCAAAAUAGAGAAAAUUGGAGAAGGUACCUAUGGAGUUGUGUAUAAGGGUAGACACAAAACUACAGGUCAAGUGGUAGCCAUGAAGAAAAUCAGACUAGAAAGUGAAGAGGAAGGGGUUCCUAGUACUGCAAUUCGGGAAAUUUCUCUAUUAAAAGAGCUUCGUCAUCCAAAUAUAGUCAGUCUUCAAGAUGUGCUUAUGCAAGAUUCCAGGUUAUAUCUCAUCUUUGAAUUCCUUUCCAUGGAUCUCAAGAAAUACUUAGAUUCCAUCCCUCCUGGUCAGUUCAUGGAUUCUUCACUUGUUAAGAGUUAUUUGUACCAAAUCCUACAAGGGAUUGUGUUUUGCCACUCCAGAAGAGUUCUGCACAGAGACUUAAAACCUCAAAAUCUAUUGAUUGAUGACAAAGGAACAAUUAAACUGGCUGAUUUUGGCCUUGCCAGAGCUUUUGGAAUACCUAUUAGAGUAUACACACAUGAGGUGGUAACACUCUGGUAUAGAUCGCCAGAAGUAUUGCUGGGGUCAGCUCGCUACUCAACUCCAGUUGACAUUUGGAGUAUAGGCACCAUAUUUGCAGAAUUAGCAACCAAGAAACCACUUUUCCAUGGGGAUUCAGAAAUCGAUCAACUCUUCAGAAUUUUCAGAGCUUUGGGCACUCCCAAUAAUGAAGUGUGGCCAGAAGUGGAAUCUUUACAGGACUAUAAGAAUACAUUUCCCAAGUGGAAACCAGGAAGCCUGGCAUCCCAUGUUAAAAACUUGGAUGAAAAUGGCUUGGAUCUGCUCUCGAAAAUGUUAGUCUAUGAUCCUGCCAAACGAAUUUCUGGCAAAAUGGCACUGAAUCAUCCAUAUUUUAAUGAUUUGGACAAUCAGAUUAAGAAGAUAUAGCUUUCUGACAAAGAGUUUCCACAUAUCAAGAACAGAUAGUUAUAUUUUUAUUGCUAACUUUGUCUGUUUUUGUUUUGUGUAUUUUUCUUUUCUUUGUUGUAAACUUAAGCUGUACUUCAUCUUCUGAUUUCAAAAGUGUAACUUAAAAAUGUAAAUAUUGUUCUAUAUGAAUUUAAAUAUAAUUCUGUAUA
Messenger RNA from Callorhinus ursinus (northern fur seal), 1552 nucleotides. RefSeq names its product cyclin dependent kinase 1 (gene CDK1). The record is from RefSeq and is a predicted model, not a curated record. Gene Ontology annotation, cellular component: nucleus. Lineage: Eukaryota; Metazoa; Chordata; Mammalia; Carnivora; Otariidae. Gene Ontology annotation, molecular function: cyclin-dependent protein serine/threonine kinase activity; ATP binding. Gene Ontology annotation, biological process: protein phosphorylation; G2/M transition of mitotic cell cycle; mitotic G2 DNA damage checkpoint signaling.